AUGCUUCUUCACGUCCACUCUGCCCUCCUGGCAACGGCAUUCGCCAGCCUCGCCCACGCACAAUGCCCCUUUGCCGACGUGGGCAACCUCGCGGCCCGCGCCGAGGGCCUGGGCUCCCGCAGCCACCUGGCCGACUUUGAGGUUGACGACUCGGAGGGCUACAUGACCUCUGACGUUGGCGGCCCCAUUGAGGACCAGGAGGUGCUGACGGCGGGCGAGCGCGGUCCGACGCUGCUCGAGGACUUUAUCUUCCGCCAGAAGAUCACGCACUUUGACCACGAGCGCGUCCCCGAGCGAGCCGUCCACGCGCGCGGCGCCGGUGCCCACGGGACCUUCACCAGCUACGGCGACUACUCCAACAUCACGGCGGCCUCGUUCCUCGGCGAGGCGGGCAAGGAGACGCCCAUCUUUGUCCGCUUCUCGACCGUCGCCGGCUCGCGAGGCAGCGCGGACACGGCGCGCGACGUCCACGGCUUCGCCACGCGCUUCUACACGGACGAGGGCAACUUUGACAUUGUCGGCAACAACAUCCCCGUCUUCUUCAUCCAGUCGGCCAUCCAGUUCCCCGACCUCAUCCACGCCGUCAAGCCCAGCCCGGACAGCGAGGUGCCCCAGGCCGCCACCGCCCACGACUCGGCCUGGGAUUUCUUCAGCCAGCAGUCCACCACCCUCCACACCCUCCUCUGGGCCAUGGCCGGCUACGGCCUCCCCCGGAGCUACCGCCACAUGGACGGCUUUGGCGUCCACACCUACCGCCUCGUCACCGACGACGGCACCUCCCGCCUCGUCAAGUGGCACUUCAAGUCCAAGCAGGGCCGCGCCUCGCUCGUCUGGGACGAGGCCCAGCACCUGGCCGGCAAGAACCCAGACUUUCACCGCAGGGACCUCUGGGACGCCAUCGCCGCCGGCCACGCCCCCGAGUGGGAGCUCGCCGUCCAGGUCGUCGACGAGGAGGCCGCGGCCGCUUGGGACUUUGACCUCCUCGACCCGACCAAGAUCAUCCCCGAGGAGCUCGCCCCCCUCCAGCCCCUCGGCCUCCUCCGCCUCGACGCCAACCCGGCCAACUACUUUGCCGAGACGGAGCAGGUCAUGUUCCAGCCGGGUCACAUUGUCCGCGGCGUCGACUUCUCCGACGACCCCCUGCUCCAGGGCCGCAUCUUCUCCUACCUCGACACCCAGCUCAACCGCCACGGCGGGCCCAACUUUGAGCAGCUCCCCAUCAACAGGCCCGUCACCCCCGUCCGCAACAACAACCGCGACGGCGCCGCCCAGAACCUCAUCCACACCAACACCGCCCCCUACUCCCCCAACACCCUCAACAAGGGCUAUCCCCGCCAGGCCGGCCGCGACGAGGGCCGCGGCUUCUUCACCGAUCCCAACCGCAAAGUCGCCGCCUCCGGUUCUGGCUCCGGCUCCGGCGGCGCCUCGCUCGUCCGCCGCCGCCCCCAGUCCUUUGCCGACCACUGGUCCCAGCCCCGCCUCUUCUACAACUCCCUGACCUCCGUCGAGCAGCAGCUGCUCAUCGACGCCAUGCGCUUCGAGGUCUCCCAGGUCAGCCCGGCCAUCCAGGAGAACGUCCUCGUCCAGCUCAACAAGAUCAGCCACGACGUCGCCGUCCGCGUCGCCACCACCCUCGGCCUCGACGCCCCCGCCGCCGAUCCCACCUACUACCACGACAACACCACCGCCGGCCUCAGCAUCAUGGGCGAGCCCCUGCCCUCCAUCGCCACCCUCCACGUCGGCCUCCUCGCCUCGCACAGGGUGAACGGGUCCCUCGCCCAGGCCGCCGCCCUCAAGGAGGCCUUUGCCGCCCUCGACGUGACCGCCGCCGUCGUGGCCGAGACCUUGGCCGACGGCGUCGACAGCACCUAUGCCACCUCGGACGCCGUCGCCUUUGACGGCAUCAUCGCCACCAACGGCCUCGACGUCCUGCUGGCAUCCAAGGCCAAGUCGCCCCUGUACCCGACGCGUCGCCCUGCGCAGAUUGUCGAGGAUGGCUACCACUGGGGCAAGCCGAUCGGGUACAUGGGCUCGUCCGCUGCCGCACGCGUGGCCGAGGACGACGGUGUGUACGCGGUGGACAGCGUGGGCGCGCUGGUGGACGCCUUCAAGCAAGGUCUCGCCACGUUCAAGUUCACGGACCGCUUUGCGCUGGAUGACCAAUCCUAG
Messenger RNA from Emericellopsis cladophorae, 2169 nucleotides. Its product is annotated as Catalase-like protein. Lineage: Eukaryota; Fungi; Ascomycota; Sordariomycetes; Hypocreales; Bionectriaceae. Gene Ontology annotation, molecular function: heme binding; catalase activity. The transcript has a single exon. The record is from RefSeq and is a predicted model, not a curated record. Gene Ontology annotation, biological process: hydrogen peroxide catabolic process; response to oxidative stress. Bases 1 to 2169 code for a protein of 722 amino acids. Gene Ontology annotation, cellular component: cytosol.